AUGUCGACGCCCGCGCAGGAAGGAGAGUCCUCUCGUGGUCCGUCUGCCAGCGCCAGGCGGCAGGGGGAGAUACCCCGCGCCAGGGAUCCCCCUGGAGGGUUCGCUUCCAGGCCUGGCGUGGAUGCGGCUCGGCGCGGCCUGAAGGUUCGCAACGCGCUCACGGCCCUGGCCAUCGGAGCCGUGGUCGUGGGGAUCUAUGGCUACACCUUUUAUUCUGUCUCCCAAGAACGCUUUCUGGAUGAGUUGGAACUGGAGGCCAAAGUCCUGCAGAACAAAGCAGCAAAAACCCCAGCAGACUGAGGUUCACACAGUACAGGACCCAUUUUCCCCUCACUUUAGAUGCAAAGAGGUCCAAAUGAACUCUUCCCAAGAUGCCAUCUCUGGCUCCAGUUGAGGACAUAUUUGCGCCAUACUCUAGGGCAUUUAUGCCCUCUCUUGUGGUAUGGAAAUCAGCCAGUGUGUUUAUUGGUAAAGCAUUUGCCAUGGCUAACAUGUGAAAGCCACCCAAUCAUUCAGUUAUUUAAUGUGGUGUGUCAAUAAAAGAACUCGUCAAAUGA
Hemicordylus capensis (graceful crag lizard) is the source of this 557-nucleotide messenger RNA. RefSeq lists its product as uncharacterized. Gene Ontology annotation, biological process: mitochondrial respiratory chain complex IV assembly. The coding region runs from base 1 to 300 and encodes 99 amino acids. Lineage: Eukaryota; Metazoa; Chordata; Lepidosauria; Squamata; Cordylidae. The record is from RefSeq and is a predicted model, not a curated record. Gene Ontology annotation, cellular component: mitochondrial inner membrane. The transcript has 2 exons.